AAACCUCCACAGCAUCUUGCAUUCAAAUCCCGUAAUAAAAGUUCGCUCGAAAUAACUUGGAAAGCUCUCGAUAAACGUUUCUGGAAUGGUCGAUUAACAGGAUAUCAAAUUUGUCAUUCUGCCGAAGAAAAUGACAAACGUCCGGAAUGUUCUGACGUGAAUAUUUCGUCAGACUUGUCGUUUGUUAUUUCGAAUCUUCAACCUUCAACGAAGUACUUUGUUACUGUAUCCGCUGGCACAAAAGUUGGUUUUGGAAACAAAAGCUCUGAAUUAAAUAAAAUAACAAACGGAGAGCCUGUGAAUCUCACCGCGAAGUCUUACUCAAGCCUACAGUUUAAUUUAUCGAGACCAGCUUCAUACAUAAAAAGCGUCAUGGUUAUCGUGCAGUCUGCAACGAGCAGCCCAACUCCAAGCGAGAAUAUCAAUACAAGUAAACUCGAAGCUCAGGCAGACACAGAAGAUUCUUAUAUUACUGCUCAUUUAAAAGCUGAAGAUCUGCCUUUGACGUUCGUGAUCGGUGAUGGCAAGGAGUAUAAAUAUGGAAAUAAAACAUUCAUAAACCAUGUUUUACAACAGAACUCAAGCUACAUCAUGUUUUUGAAGUUCAUUGAAAACCAGAACUCUUUCUACACAACAGAAUGGAGCAGAAAUGUUUGGACUAUGGUAAAACCACCAGCUCCUAAUAUAUCAAAGAUAGAAUCUACUGGCCUUAAAGAAUAUAAUAUUUCUUGGUCUCAACCGAGUUUACCUGGCGUUCAGACUGUCUUGCAGUAUAAAGCAUAUUACGGGGUGUUGAAUGCGUCAAGAAAUGAAACAACUUCAAAAGAGACGUUUGUCACCAUUCAUGUGUCUGAAUAUGAUAAGCAGUAUACGUUUGAAGUGCAAGUUAAGACACAGGCUGGACAAAGUGAUCUGGCGAAGAAAUCAUGGUUGACCCAUUCAAAGCCACCAAAUCCUCCGAUGAGAAUGGAAGACUUCUUUAUCUUAAUACUCAAAAAGCCAGAUAGCAACCAAAAUAUAAAGAAUGUCUCAUUGGUAGUAUAUCGAGGAAGUAAUAAUCCUCCUCCACUGGAAAAUCUGAACGUGGAAGAGAAAACUCCUGCAGACGCAAAGAAAAAUGCAGUCUUCGUUUUACGGGUUUUCGACAUAGCUGAGUUUAAGAAUGGUAAAAUUGAGGUAAAUCUUAAAAUGAAAAAGACCUCUGCGAGGAAGAAAAGAAGUCCUGUUGAAGUUGUAAUGCCUGGCUCAGAGGAUGCGACGUUCAGAAUUGCACAACGAAAUACGGAUAGGUCCGGGGUUAAAUAUGUUACGCAGUAUUGUACGUUGCAAGCAGUGGAUUACACUGCAGUCAACCUGGAUACCGUAUUGAAUACUGGUCUUGUUCAGCAAGUCUUGGUUCGUUUGCACAAGUGGACCGUAUUUGAUUUUGGAAAGUUGAAAUACGAUUUACUUACAAUCAAGUAUUUGACUUUUCGUUUAGAACGUUUACUGGUCAUACUGGACUGA
Messenger RNA from Dendronephthya gigantea, 1506 nucleotides. RefSeq lists its product as uncharacterized. The record is from RefSeq and is a predicted model, not a curated record. Gene Ontology annotation, molecular function: protein binding. The transcript has 8 exons. The coding region runs from base 373 to 1506 and encodes 377 amino acids. Lineage: Eukaryota; Metazoa; Cnidaria; Anthozoa; Malacalcyonacea; Nephtheidae.